Molecule: messenger RNA, 2411 nt
Organism: Prinia subflava (tawny-flanked prinia)
Lineage: Eukaryota; Metazoa; Chordata; Aves; Passeriformes; Cisticolidae
Gene: ENO4
Product: enolase 4
Exons: 14
Coding region: 77-1885 (602 amino acids)
Biological process (GO): glycolytic process
Cellular component (GO): phosphopyruvate hydratase complex
Molecular function (GO): phosphopyruvate hydratase activity; magnesium ion binding
Source: RefSeq, a predicted model, not a curated record
CCGCGGGUGGCGGCGAGCGGAGCAAGGGGCGGGCGCCGCCUCGGCCGUGUUGCCCGGCAGCGGCCGCGGCCCCGCGAUGGAGGCGGCGGCGCGGCUGCGGCGGGAGGCGGCCGAGUAUUACCGAGGGCACCGAGUGCCGGAGCGCAUGGAGGAGGCGCUGAACGCCCUGUUCCCGCUGUGCCCGGAGGAUCUCUACGGGGAGCUGGCUAACUACCUUUCUAAAUUUUCAAAAGCUCCAGUAAUAUGCAAAUUAGUUGGAAGAAAAGUUCUUGAUGGAGUUGGUCAGCCAACAUUAGAAGUGGAAAUAUACUGUACAGUUAAAAACUAUGAGAAGAGGAUUUGUUCUGCUGUAAUGGCUACUCAUUCUCAAAUACCUGAAGAUGCUUUACCUGAAACAAUUGAGGCUGAUGAGAAAGAAAGAAAUGACUCUGUUGAUACUGCUGUGGAAUGGGUGAAUGACUCACUGAACACAAUGUUAAGGGACUUGGAGCCUACUGACCAAUGUCAAGCUGAUAAGAUGCUUGGUGAAUACUUUGCAAACAAGGUAGAAGAAAAAAAGGAACUUGAAAAGCCAGAGGAAGGAGAAGGAGAAAAAGGAGAAGAAAAAGCAGCAAAAGUUGCUCCUGCCCCUGCUUUGUCACCUCCAGCCCCAACAUCUAAGCCAAAAAAGGGAGAAAAAGGGAAGAAGGUGUUGGUGGAGGUGAAGCCCCUCCCGCCUGCAGAGCCUGCAGAGCCGGUGCUGUGUGGCAGCCUGGCCAUCGGGGGAGCUUCACUCGCCAUAGCAAAGGCUGGGGCCACCAUUCGCCGUGUCCCGUUGUACUUGCAUACUGCACUGCUGAAGCACAAUCAGGAGUCACCUAAAGAAAUGACUCUACCACUCCCGAUGGUUACUCUGUUUAACUGUGAAAAAAAAUCACCUACAAAACUGAAAUUAGUCAAAGAAGUUAUGCUUGUACCACCAGCUGAGUUAUCAAUCAAACAGAGCAUAAAAAGAAUUCUGGAUAUUCAGAAAGAAAUGACAAGAGUGUUGGAGUCUCCAGGCAGAACGCCUGGUCUACAAACAGACAGUAAGAAAGGAAAAGCACAAAAAGCUGCGCAACCAAUCUUAAAAGGAGUAUCACACUUAGGCUGCCUGACAACAGGAUAUGAUAGUCUAGAACAACUGCUACUCCUAAUUCAAAUGGCUUGCACCAACAUAGGUCUGGAGCUAGGAACAGACAUGUACUUAGCAAUAAAUUGUGCUGCUCAUGAAUUAAUGAAUUAUGAUAAAGAAAAAUAUGAAAUACUCACUGGAACAUUCAAAAGUCCUGAUGAAAUGGUUGCCAUGUAUGUGGAAAUGAUUAAUAAAUUUCCUUCUAUUAUUGCAUUGAUAGAUCCCUUAAGAAAAGAGGACAGAGAACAGUGGAGUAGCAUCUGCUGUGCCCUUGGUUCCAAAUGCUACCUGAUUGCUGAAGAUGCUGCCACCCAAAUUUCCAAACUCACAACUGACCAAAGCACAAACAUACCAAUGUGCAGUGGUGUUGUCCUAAAAUACAUUAACCAAACCAAGGUGUCAGACCUCAUAGAACUCACUGGAAUUCUGGAUGGUCAAAGACAUAUUACCAUAUUAGGAAGUCCAGAUGGAGAAUCUUCAGAUGAGAGCCUUGUGGAUCUGGCUGUGGGCCUGGGUGCCAGGUUCCUCAAGUUGGGAGGUCUGUGCCGCGGAGAAAGGGUGGCCAAAUACAACCGGCUGCUGGCCAUAGAGGAGGAGCUGGCCGCCAAGGGAGCGCUGCGUGAAGCAAAACUGGAAUUCGUUGAUUUUGCUGAAGAAUCACGGGCAGAUUUUGCUGAAGAAUCACAGCCAGAACAAGUUGCUGAUGCACUUCCUGCCCCAGAGCAGGAUUAGCUGUCUCCAGUGCUCUCAGCAGCCCUGCAGAUUCACAGCCUGCCUGCUCAGCUCCCAGAGAAUAGCACACUAACCUAGCUGUUGACAGCCUUGUCAACACUAACUUUGGGAUAAAUGUCUAGAAAAAACAUUUUACUAAGAAACUCAUAUAUUAACUAUUCCUAAAUCCAUUUAUUUUCAACCAGUUCAGCCAAGUAUUUCUAAGAUAUUUCAAAUACUGGCUUCACUUUUUCCAGGGACCAUUGCCUUCAGCUGAAACCAAAUUAACUGAGCAGUGACUAUAGUCUGAAAAUACCACAAAAUUCUGUGCUGUAUUUACAAAUUGACAGCACAAAUACUGCUGUGUUAAAUCCAAAACUAAAUGUUUGUUUUGAGAAAAUCAGAAUCUCCCUCCAUACAAAGAGCAAGCUGUUGACAAACAUUAGAAAAAAACCCACAAACAGAAGACCACAUUUUACAAAAAAAUAAAGGCCUUGACUGUUAUGCUGCUCCAUCCCCCCACAUCCCCUCAAUGCUGCAGUGACAU